AUGGCACCCCUAGGAGCAACACCGCCUCCAGGGGUCCUCUCAGAGGCGGUGGCGCCCUCUAGGUUCCUUCUAGGAGCGGUGGAGACCCCAAAGGCCCUCUUUAGGGCGGUGGCGCCCACAGGGGCCCUCCCAAGGACAUCGGUGCCACCAGGGCCCCUACCCAGGGGCAGCAGCGCCACCAAGGGCGGCGGCUCCCACAGGGACCCUCUCAAGGGCAACAGCGCCAUUUGGGGCCCUGAUAGGGGUAGCGGUGCCCCCAGUGGUGUUGGCACUUCUACGUGCCCUGCCUUUGACGAUGGCGCCCCCAACGGACCUCCCAAGGACGGUGGCGCCCUCAAGAGCCCUUCCAAAGGCAGCGGUGCCCCAGGAGUCCUUCUAGGAGCGGUGGUGCCCCCAGGGGCCCUUCCAAGGGCAAACGAGCGCCGAGGGUCCAUCCCAGGGGCCGAGGCGCACCGAGGUGCCCUCUGGGUAGUGGCACCCCUGCCAGAAGUGGUAGCGUCCCCAGGAGCCAUCCCAGGGGCCGUGCCCCCUCCUCCCCAGCGGCACUGCGAAAGGCAGUGGCGCCCCCCGGGGCUGUGGUCCCCCAGGGUCCCUGCCAAAGGCGGUGGCACCCUCAGUGGCCCUUCCAGUGGCGGUUGCACCCCAGGGGACCACCCAAGGGCAUCCGCGCUUUCAGGGGCGGAGGCGAACCCAAGGUCCUUCGAUAGAGGUGGUGGCGACCCCAGGAGCCCUGACAGGAGUGGUGGCUUCCCAAGGGUCCUCUCAGGAUCGGCAGCAUCACCAAAGGAUGUCCCAGGAGCCCUCUUAGGGACGGCCUUGCUCCAAGGGUCCCUCCCAAUGGCGACGGUUUCCCUAGGGGGCACUUCCAAGGGCGGUAGUACCCCCAGAGACCAUCCUUAG
Messenger RNA from Homarus americanus (American lobster), 900 nucleotides. Its product is annotated as basic proline-rich protein-like. Lineage: Eukaryota; Metazoa; Arthropoda; Malacostraca; Decapoda; Nephropidae. The transcript is spliced from 4 exons. Bases 1 to 900 code for a protein of 299 amino acids. The record is from RefSeq and is a predicted model, not a curated record.